This is a messenger RNA of Oreochromis niloticus (Nile tilapia), 5705 nucleotides long. RefSeq names its product protein kinase C-binding protein 1. NCBI's taxonomy places the organism in Eukaryota, Metazoa, Chordata, Actinopteri, Cichliformes, Cichlidae. Gene Ontology annotation, cellular component: nucleus; cytoplasm. Bases 1293 to 4670 code for a protein of 1125 amino acids. The transcript has 20 exons. Gene Ontology annotation, biological process: regulation of DNA-templated transcription. Gene Ontology annotation, molecular function: protein binding; transcription corepressor activity. The record is from RefSeq and is a predicted model, not a curated record.
CCUGACUAUUAUGGAAUAUAUCUCAGAACCUGCUGAGGAUUUAUUUGUUUAACUCUUCUUAUUUGAUGGAUCAUAGCUCCUAAUCUGAGAAUGCACUUUGGAUCUUCAUACUUUUUUCUUUUUCCUUUUAACUUCUGCUAAUCCUGUUUUCUUUGUAGUUACAUAAAUGUCUUGCCAUUGGUGUUGAGACUGUGUUUUAUAGGGUUGUUUGGCAGCUCAGGGCUGCUUGGUGAUGGCGAAUGUUCUUUUAUAGGGCUGUGGCACACGUAGCAGAGUGAACUGGCUAACGGUUUCUUAUUUUCAUGUGGGCCUCAUUUGUUCACUCAGUCCGGAACAGGAAGGCCCCGGAGGGGUUGGGGUGUGUGUGACUGAGGGUGUGUAUGUGCAUUUGAAACUGCAGGCUAGAUGAUACUAGAUACCCGUAUGCCAUGAGAAACUCUGCUCAACCCAUGUUUGUCACUUUUUCAGACAAUGCAAGCUAUACUUGUAUUCUCUCGAGUUUCAGAUAAACCAUCGGUGACUGUCACAUUGACUUGAAUGUUUUUAGGAACUGCUGGUGAUUUUGCCAGAGUGACAAACUUUAAUCUUAAACCCCUUUGUUGUCGAUACAUCGUGGUUUACUUGGUGUUAUGAGCAAAUGUUUAUGAGUAAGCGUAACAUCCAGAUGAACAGAAUCAACUUUUUUGGAUUUCCUUACUUGGAUGACUGAGCGUGCAUCAAGACGUUACAAGCAUAGGUUUGCUAGGCAUUAUGAUCCUAUGUAAUCGGUUUUGUUUCGUUGAUCAAACUCCUAGGAUUUGCAUUUUGAACCCUCCUUGCCUCUCAGUGAACUGACAUUUGUUUUAACUUUUUAUGGAAUGUCUCUUUAAGGAUGGAGGAGGGGACAUGCAGAACAUUCCUUUAGUUUCAGAACUGGAAAAAAAAAAAGAUUAUCCCACAAAUGUGGUUGACCUUUGAGUUCUACCCCGAAAACCACUCAUCCUAGCGGGAAACCAGAGCUGUAGCCAAAGCUAUGAUCUGGUCAAGUGUGUGACCUGUCAGGGGUCUGUGGGUGGGUUUUCUUCUCUAGGCUUUUCAAUAAAGGCUACAUCCUUGGAACUAGGCCCUCUGUGGCUCUCACAAAGGAGGAGCCAAACACUCAAAGACCUUCAUUUAUUGCCAGACCCCCUUUUUUUUUUUUGCCUCAGAGGAAGUGGGAUGCUACGCAAGAGCAAAGGGAAAUCAGUCGUUUCCAGUGCUACAUACAUCUGGCUGAGGAGGAGAUAAAGACAGAGUCUGAUGUGGUAGAGGGAAUGGAUGCAUCUGUGCGAUCCAAAGUCCCUGAUCCACCAGGGUCAGCAGAAAGAUCAGUGGCACCACAGAAACGAAAGGUGUCGAGUCCCACCCAUUCUUCCAAUGGGCACUCUCCCUCAGACACCUCCCCCAGCCCUCUUAAGAAGAAGAAGAAGCCAGGGGCCAUGAAUUGUAACAACAAAGACCAGUCAGAGCUAAGACAUGGUCCCUUUUACUAUAUGAAGCAGCCAGCACUCACCACAGACCCUGUUGAUGUUGUACCGCAGGACGGCAGGAACGACUUCUACUGCUGGCUGUGCCACCGCGAGGGCCAGGUGCUCUGCUGUGAGCUCUGCCCCAGGGUGUACCACGCCAAGUGCCUCAAACUACCAGCUGAGCCCGAGGGCGACUGGUUCUGUCCAGAGUGUGAGAAAAUUACAGUCGCUGAAUGCAUUGAAACCCAGAGCAAGGCGAUGACAAUGCUGACAAUAGACCAGCUCUCCUAUUUACUCAAAUUUGCACUCCAAAAGAUUAAACAGCCUGGGACUGAGCCCUUUCAGAAACCUGUAUCUCUGGAACAACAUCCAGAUUAUGCAGAGUACAUCUUCCACCCCAUGGACUUAUGUACUUUAGAGAAGAAUGUAAAGAAGAAGAUGUAUGGCUGUACUGAAGCUUUUCUUGCUGAUGUGAAAUGGAUCUUGCACAACUGCAUCAUCUAUAAUGGAGGCAAUCACAAAUUAACAGCAACUGCAAAAGUCAUUGUCAGGAUCUGUGAACAUGAGAUGAAUGAGAUUGAGGUGUGUCCAGAGUGCUACCUGUCCGCAUGCCAAAAAAGGGACAACUGGUUUUGUGAGCCAUGUAGUCAACCCCACCCCCUGGUUUGGGCUAAGCUGAAGGGCUUUCCAUUCUGGCCAGCAAAAGCACUUCGUGAAAAGGAUGGGCAAGUAGAUGCACGCUUCUUCGGGCAGCACGACAGGGCCUGGGUUCCCAUCAACAACUGCUACCUCAUGUCCAAAGAGAUCCCUUUCUCUGUAAAGAAAACAAAGAGCAUUUUCAAUAGUGCCAUGCAAGAAAUGGAGGUCUAUGUGGAAAACAUUCGCAAGAAGUUUGGAGUCUUCAACUACGCACCCUUCCGCACUCCGUACACCCCCAACAACCAGCUACAAAUGCUGGUGGACCCUUCCAACCCCGGUGCUGGUACAGUGAAAACAGAGAAACCAGAUAAACUUCGCUUCAACUUUGAUAUAACUGCUUCUCCUAAGAUGGUCCUCGGCAAGAGUAGCACACCCAGUAGUAUGAAUCGGCGGGUCUCAAUGACAGACAUGCCUCGGUCUCCCAUGAGUACAAACUCUUCGGUUCACACAGGGUCUGAUGGAGAGCAAGAUGUGGAAAAGGGCAACAGAAAUCCUGCACUCCAUUACAGCACUGGAGAGGAAUCAAUGGACUGUACUGCAUCUCCUGUUUCAGGGAAGAUGGGUCCUGGAGGCAGCGUGUCAGGUAGUCCAAAGCCCUUUAACCCUGGACUGGUGCCAAAGCAGGAGAGGACUGCAGGGACAGGUGGCAUCCUCAAUCUCAACCUGGAUCGAGUCAAGGCUGAAAUGGAUCUCAAAGAGCUGAGUGAGACUGUCCAACAACAGCAGCAACAACAAGGAGUCCCUGCGCCCCCUUCUACUCCAAAGAGACCCAUCAGGAGCUUGGACAAGACUAUUGAAAGCUGCAAGGCACAGCUUGGUAUUGAUGAGAUAUCUGAAGAUGCGUAUAAAGAUGUGGAUCACAGUGACUCUGAGGACUCUGAGAAAUCAGAUUCAAGUGACAGCGAGUAUCUCAGUGAUGAGGAACACAAGCCAAAAAGUUCAGCUCAGGAGGACAAGGACAAAAUGGAGAGAAAAAGGUCUAAAGCAAGCACGGAUGGAGAGAAUAAGGAAGGAGCUUUGGCAACGGGGGAUAAAGCCACCCCUGAACCCCCACUCAAAGAGAAGCAGGGUAGCAAUGGCCCAGAUAGAGACCUCAAGGACAAGCCCAGAACACCCCAGUCUCAACCCCUUGCUGACAAACCCAAAGCCCCAGAGGAUGUCAAAGCAGCUGCUGCUACAUCAGCAGCUGAGCAGGACUCUGAUUCUGAAAGAGAGCUUGUGAUUGACUUAGGGGAUGAACAUGGAGGUCGUGACUCAAAGAGGGCGAAAAGAGAGCUGGGAUCUUCCACUGCCAAAACUCCCAAAGAGUCUAAUGUUGCCAAGCUGGAAGGCAAACUGCCUUCAUCUGCUGCAUCAGUAGCACCAGCACGUGAUGUUACAUCCAGCACGAAAGACUCGUCGCAGCCUUCUGUCACAUCGGCGCUCAACCUCGUUUCCUCCGCCGCUUCUGCUCAGCCCAGUGCCACGACCACCACCAGUGGAUCCACCAGUGCACCUUCUCCUGUCUCCACUUCUUCACCAGUGACUACAGCUGUAAAGAAACAGCGUCCCCUACUGCCUAAAGAGACUGCUCAAGCUGUGCAGCGGGCUGUAGUUUGGAAUCCAACAAAGUUUCAAACGUCUUCUCAGAAGUGGCAUAUGCAGAAGAUGCAGAGGCAACAGCAACAGGAUGGAGAGCAGUCGGCUGUACAGACACGCAGCCCACAACAGCAGAACUCUUCUUCAAGCACUCGCUAUCAGACCAGACAAGCAGCCAAGGGGCAACAAAAAGACCCACCUCUGAGUGCAUCCUCAUCAACAUCUGCCCAGGUCACAUCUGGUAGCUCUUCUUUUAUGUCUGGUGACUUGCAGAUCCCCACAGUCUCAGCUGAUGUAGCUGCAGAUAUAGCUAAAUACACAAACAAAAUUAUGGACACAAUAAAGGGGACGAUGACUGAAAUCUACAAUGAUCUUUCCAAAAGCACAUCGGGAAACACGAUUGCAGAGAUUAGACGGUUAAGGAUAGAGAUCGAGAAGCUCCAGUGGCUCCAUCAGCAAGAGUUGUCAGAGAUGAAGCACAAUCUGGAACUAACAAUGGCAGAGAUGAGGCAGAGUUUGGAGCAGGAAAGAGAACGAUUGGUGGCUGAGGUGAAAAAGCAAACGGAGUUAGAAAAGCAGCAAGCGGUGGACGAGACCAAAAAGAAACAGUGGUGUGCUAACUGUCGGAAGGAGGCCAUCUUCUAUUGCUGCUGGAACACCAGUUACUGUGAUUACCCCUGCCAGCAAGCCCAUUGGCCAGAGCACAUGAAGUCCUGCACACAAUCAGCCACAGCGUCGCAGCAGGAGCCGGAGGCAGACCCCAACCCAGAGCCGUCAGUCAAAUCAUCAGGCCACUCUCCCGCCACGCAGACCGUGCCUUCAGGCUCAGGAUCAAUAUCGGACAAAAGCAACUCUCCCACAUAUAUGGACAAAAGCAAGGACAGUGCUGGUGUUACUGUGACCUAACUGCUACACUACGGGCAUAUUUUGGGAGGUCACUGUGGGACUCUUUGGUUCAGAUGUGGUGCCGGAAGGCCCACACCUCUGUGACAAAUCGUUUUUUCCCCAUUCCCUUAUGUACAUCUAGUUUUUGGUUCAAAUGACAUUCUCAGUUUCCUCAUCUACGUUCAGCUGGAUUCACCUUGUGAAAGCUGUCUGUCUUGAGAAAUAAAUGUGAGUCUAUAUGUUUUCAUACUGUAGUUAUGUUACAGCUCUCUCACCACUUUCUCAGCUCUGAGCAAGAUUGUAUGAAUCCACAUAAUACUUUUGUCUUUAUCACUUCCAUUGCUGCUCCUUCAGGGUUGUUUUAUUUUGCAGACUGUUCUCCAUAUUGUGAGACAAAACAUUUGAAACAGCCAUCAACAUUUAUCAUGGUGCCAUCAGAGAUCUUUUGACUGAUGCAAGUUUUAUCUUUGGUAUAAACCACCGCUUCAUGCCAACUAAGGUGUUUGUUUGUUUUUGUUUUUUUUGUUUUUUUUUUAAUUUAGCAAUGCAAGUUCAAAAAUUGUUUCAGCCAUGUCCUUUUCAUGUCAGUGGUGGCAUUUUUGUCUCCUACCAGUUUUGUAUUGUAGUUUUAUGUUGUAUAGGACUACAGAAAGAGAUCCAAUUUAUGAAAAUGAACUAAAAAUUUAAACUGUACAAAGUUUUUGUAAGAAGAUACCUGAACAAUAUUUAUAGUGUUAUAUGUUUUUAUAGUAUGUUUGUUGGAAUUACAUUUCUAUGUGUUUAAAAAACAAAACAAAACAAAAAAAAGUUAUUGGAAAGUAUAUUACUUUAUAUGAAUGUCAGCUCUAAGCAGAGUCAGUUUGACCAGAUAUCCAAAGUAAAUCCUGGUCAGACUGCUGCUAAGAACUGGGUAGACAUAAAUAGAAACUGCAUUUUGGCUGGAUAUUACUUCCUGUGAGCAUGUCUGUUUUGAGCUUGUGUCUCGUUCUUGUUUACAUAUUGUAUAUAAAAUAAAUGGAUCCGUGAAGAAAAAAAAUUAAAAAAUCGUCAGUUUGG